CUCUGAGGGCACAACGACCAUGAAGGCUUUUCUGAUUGUCCUGCUGGUGGCCGUCCUGUGUGCCAAGCAAGCUUCCUCACUUUUUUGCUACAUAUGCGAGAACGAGCACUCCAACUGGAACUGUCUGAAAACCUACAAGUGUGAUGACAAUGAGAAAUACUGUACAACCACAUACAGCUCUGCUGGGUUUGGUAGUGACAUGGGACACCGCAUCACUAAGAAGUGUUCUGUAGACUGUCCUCAGGCGAAUGUGAACUUUGGUGUGGCGGCUUAUUCCACUAAAUGCUGUAGCACCUCCCUGUGCAACUUCAGUGGUGCCAACAGCAUAAAAAUCAGCUAUGCCGCGAUGUUCCUAGGAGUUGUGGCCAGUUUGAUCUGUGUCAUCAGGGCAGGACUGUGA
Molecule: messenger RNA, 400 nt
Organism: Pterocles gutturalis (yellow-throated sandgrouse)
Lineage: Eukaryota; Metazoa; Chordata; Aves; Pterocliformes; Pteroclidae
Product: lymphocyte antigen 6E-like
Exons: 3
Coding region: 20-400 (126 amino acids)
Molecular function (GO): acetylcholine receptor inhibitor activity
Source: RefSeq, a predicted model, not a curated record